Cherax quadricarinatus is the source of this 793-nucleotide messenger RNA. NCBI's taxonomy places the organism in Eukaryota, Metazoa, Arthropoda, Malacostraca, Decapoda, Parastacidae. The record is from RefSeq and is a predicted model, not a curated record.
AGGUAUAGAGAAGGUUUUCAUUGCUUACUCAUUUCAACUUAAAUUGAGAAGCUAUUAUUUCUAGAGCUUCAUUCUCUAAAGUAACUAGAAAUUGUGAGAUCUUUUGAAACUUUCAUUGUAUAGAAGUUCUCGUGUAUUUAGAGACUUCAAGUAUUUUAGUAAACACCCUGAUCGUCUCGGAAAAUAGAGACGCUCCAACUUUUUUGAUCAAAUUUACAUUAAAGGCCCAUUCAGCUAGAAAAAGGUCGUGGUAAUUCAUAAGUUGUGUAUAAAAUCUGUUUACAUAUAAUAACUAAGAAAAAGGUACAAGUAAAAUACAUUAAGUCAAUGAAGUUAUCUACGUUAGUUAUCUACACCAUUAAGAGAUUUGAACACGAGCAAAGAAGAGAUGUAGCGGAACGUGUUCUCUCAGAAGGAGAGACUGCAGCUGAGAUACGAGAAAUACCUCAACAAUGGAGUGAUGAAAUGUUAGAAAAUUUAUUGGAACGGGAAUGUGAACGGAGUAAUCAUUUAUCUUUCAGUUUUAUUACUCCGAAACCCCAAAAUAUAUUUACUAAAAUGGAUUUUGAAAUGGCCGAUCCUAGUUUAUCGAAGGUGCGCAUCACUGUUAUAUGCAAAGUGGUGAAAGAUCUUCCUUGGUUGGAAUUUUGCAACACCCUGAAACAACUUUUGAAGAAAGACAGAGACGAUUAUCUGAUGUUUAGAGAGCAUCACUGUAAUAACAUGUGUUGUUUCAUUCAAUAGAGAAGUUGUACUCCAAUUAAUAUGACAGGAAUUUCAUUUAUAAACAGAA